Cuscuta campestris is the source of this 713-nucleotide messenger RNA. NCBI's taxonomy places the organism in Eukaryota, Viridiplantae, Streptophyta, Magnoliopsida, Solanales, Convolvulaceae. The record is from the annotation of a GenBank genome assembly.
CUGGCGGAUUUUCUCGAGUCCAACCAAACCCCCGUUCUCCGCUUAUCUUCUUCUCCUUCUGCCGUGGAUUUACUCGGCCAAUCUUCUUCUCCUUCUUCCCCAAGAACUCAUAUUCUCGAUCUCAUUAUCCUUGGGCGCAGCCUACAUUGACCAUGUUUAUUCUGGGUGGUGGUGUGCCGCCAUCAUCCUCUGGUGGUGAUCAUCAAGGAGAGAAGAGGAAUAGCCAGCUGGUGGCAUCUUUGUCCGACUCCACAGACAUGAUGAAGGAGAUUUUGCUUGAUUCCAAAAUGGUUUUGCAGCAGGUUGGUUCGGCAGAAGAAGAACUAUUUGGGGACAGGGCAAGAAUCACGACAGGACUUGCGGAAGUGAGCGCGAUACGUUUCAGCGUCACACACAGAGUGACUUGCAAGCAGGUUGCAGUCACGGGCACAAACUCAAAGGACAUAAAGGCCAUGCUGAAAUCAAGGUGUGACAUACCCGCAUGCUUGGCUGUUGGUCGGAUUUUGGCGGACAGAGCGAGAGAGGCUGAUGUGUACACCACUGCUUACACUCCCAGGGAUAGUGACAAGUUCGAAGGUAAAGUAAGAGCUGUGGUUCAGUCCCUCAUUGACAGUGGCAUUGAUGUCAAAGUUUAUCUCGACUGAGAGAGAUUUGAGUUUUUGGUGUGUUGUUUGGUGUUCUUGGAACAAUUUUAGUAAAGGAUUCCAAUUCCG